AUGAAGGUGCCAGACAAAUUUGUACGCCUGUGGAACAAAAGCUAUGAUGACUGCCAAGUGGAGUGCAGCAAAAAUUGCUCAUGUGUAGCAUAUGCUUAUGCUAAUCUAAGCACCAGCAACAUUGAUGGGGAUGCAACAAGGUGCCUGAUGUGGACCGGGGAGCUGAUUGAUGUGGAGAAGGGUCGCACCAUCGGCUAUGAGAACCUGUAUCUCCGCCUUGCUGCCUUGUCAAGCAAAGGGCGAAAGAGCAUCGUAAUAAAAGUUAUACCAGCAAUUUCAGCAAGUGUGUUGCUGAUACUUCUAUUGGCAUGCCUUGUAUGGUUCCGCAAGCUUAAAGGCAAACAUGACAAGGAAGGAAGAUCAAAGAGACUGAUAAUGGGGGGUUUGCGCAUUAGUGAUGGACUUGGAGAGGAAACUCAUGAACUUCCAUUUAUUAGCUUCGAGGAAAUAGUUGCUGCAACAAACAACUUCUCUAUGUCCAAUUUACUUGGAGAAGGCGGCUUUGGCAAAGUUUACAAGGGGCUCUUACAUGGCAACAAAGAAGUUGCUGUUAAAAGGCUGAGUAGAGGUUCUGGGCAGGGGGCAAUAGAGUUCAGUAAUGAAGUAGUUGUGAUUGCUAAACUGCAACACAAGAACCUUGUAAGGCUUGUCUGUUAUUGUGUGCAGGGUGAUGAAAAGCUACUUAUUUAUGAGUAUCAACCAAACAAAAGCCUUGACACCUUCCUUUUGAAUUCUGAAAAGAAGUCAAUGCUCCACUGGCCGACACGAUUCAAUAUAAUAAAAGGAGUGGCUAGGGGGCUACUCUAUCUCCAUCAAGAUUCAAGACUGAUGAUAAUUCAUAGGGAUCUGAAAACAAGCAACAUUUUGCUAGAUGGAGAUAUGAAUCCCAAGAUAUCUGAUUUUGGCAUGGCAAGAAUCUUUGGUGGAGAUGAGCAACAGGCGAACACUAACCGAGUUGUCGGAACAUACGGUUAUAUGUCUCUAGAAUAUGCAAUGGAAGGCCUCUUUUCUGUUAAGUCUGAUGUCUAUAGCUUUGGAGUGUUGCUCUUGGAAACUGUAAGUGGUCUAAGGAUUAGCUCAACCGAGAACAUCAAGGAGUUCCCCAACCUUAUAAUAUAUGCAUGGAGUCUAUGGAAGGAAGGGUUAGCAAUGGAUUUGGUGGAUCCUUCAGUUCCAGAGGGCUGCUCGAAUGAAGACGUUUUGUGUUGCAUCCAUGUUGGGCUCUUGUGUGUUCAGGAUGAUCCGGAUGCCAGACCACUCAUGUCAACCGUUGUAUCAACCUUGGAGAGUAGAAGCACACCACUUGCAAGGCCUGAUAAGCCACUGUAUUUUUCUCAGAGAAAUAAGGCAGCAAAGAGAGCAGACUACGGUGAGGACUCUGUGGAUAUGGAAGCCCUUACAGUACUGGAGGGGCGAUAG
This is a messenger RNA of Triticum turgidum subsp. durum (durum wheat), 1419 nucleotides long. Lineage: Eukaryota; Viridiplantae; Streptophyta; Magnoliopsida; Poales; Poaceae. The record is from the annotation of a GenBank genome assembly.